Prorocentrum cordatum is the source of this 818-nucleotide messenger RNA. Lineage: Eukaryota; Dinophyceae; Prorocentrales; Prorocentraceae. The record is from the annotation of a GenBank genome assembly.
CGCAGGGCCGCCAUGGCGGCAACAAGAAGGACCGGAAGAAGGAGCGCCGCAACAACGACCCAGUGGUAGCUGCGAAGAGGGCCGCUUUCGCGCUCGCUGCGGCGCAGGCCACUUCACCGCCAGCUCCUGCAGAAGCCGCGCAGCCCCGGCUCGCUCUUCCUGCGCCGCAGGCGACGGCGGCGACGCCCGCGGCGGCGCCGGCCGCUCCACCAGCCGCUCCGGCAAACGCCGCGCAGCCUUUCCUCCAAGCGCAGGCGCCCAGCGGCCCGCCGGGCGGGCCGGGCGGGCCGCCCGACGGCGGCGACCCGGGCGGCGACGAGCAGGACUGCGCCGCCAAGCAAGCAGACAAGGCCCUCCCGAAGCUCCUCUUCGGACUCCUCCUCUCCACGGACAGUUUCUUCAAUAAGGACAAGAAGCAGCUGGGCACGGUCCUCCUGCGGUACUCGCCGCAGUCCUCUGCCACCGCCGGCGGCUUCGCGCAGGGGUUCCGCCAGGGCAAUCUCGAGUGGGUCACUCUGACCGGCCUCGUGGAGAUGCGGGAGAAGGCGGCGCUGGAUCAGUACAUUAAACAGCAGCGCGAUGCCGAGAGGAGGGCGGUGGUCUGCUUCACGCGCGAGCUCCGCAAGCAGAAGGCCAAGUUUGCGGGCGAGGACGACGAGUGGGUCUGGACAGCGCGCAACGUGACACCCACCCCGUAAGCGAUGGCCUCACGGGGGGCCAUCGGAGAGGCGGGGGGGGCGAGGCCCUCUUGGAUCCGGUUUUCGCACCGCCCUGGUGCGGGCAGGACCAAUUUUUUAUCUCGGGCCCUGUUCUCUCCU